Octodon degus (degu) is the source of this 1730-nucleotide messenger RNA. It is a transcript of the gene Trim21, whose product is annotated as tripartite motif containing 21. The record is from RefSeq and is a predicted model, not a curated record. Bases 260 to 1678 code for a protein of 472 amino acids. Gene Ontology annotation, molecular function: zinc ion binding; protein binding. The transcript is spliced from 7 exons. NCBI's taxonomy places the organism in Eukaryota, Metazoa, Chordata, Mammalia, Rodentia, Octodontidae.
GCCUGCACAGCAAGCUAGGGAUUGAACCCAGCCGCUGAUGUGUACACCUGAUGCUCGCCGCUGCUGCAAACAUUUAGGCAGAUGUGUGCCACGCAGGUGGCCCCUCUGGAGCAUGGACAGUGCAUGGUAAAUGGUCUCUGUAAUGAUUAGUGACUUAGCCACUUGCUGGCAGUAGAAGUGGGAGAAGACAGGACUGAGGAUUUAAGCCUGCGUAGCCCUUCCAGGUCUCCCCAGCACUGCCUACCAGGCACGGGACCCCAUGGCCUCUGCAAAUUCCUUGGCGAUGAUGUGGGAGGAGGUAACAUGCUGCAUCUGCCUAGAACCCAUGGUGGAACCUGUGAGCAUUGAAUGCGGCCACAGCUUCUGCAGGGCGUGUAUCUCUGAGGUUGGGAAGAGCGGAGGGGCCUCCUGUCCUGAGUGCCGGCAGUGCUUUCUGCUCAAGAACUUCAGGCCCAAUCGGCAUCUGGCCAAUAUGGUGGACAUGCUCAGACAGAUGAGCCAAGCCAAGAUAAGUCAGGAUGCCAAGCAGAGUGCGCCCGGGGAACGGUGUACGGUGCAUGGAAAGAAACUUCAUCUGUUCUGUGAGAAAGACCAGCAGGCCCUCUGCUUGGUGUGUUCCCAAACUAAGAAACACCGAGAGCAUGCCAUCAUCUCUAUUGAGGAGGCAGCUAGGGAGUACCAGGAGAAGAUCCAAGUGGCAUUAGAGAAACUGAGGAAACAACAGGUAUUGGCUGAGGAGAUGGAAGUGAAUCUUGCAAUGAAGAAAGCAGACUGGAAGAAGGAAGUUGGGACACAAAAAUCAAAGAUUCAUGCCGCAUUUGUGCAGCAGAGAAACUUCUUGGCUGAAGAGGAACAGAGGCAGAUGCAGAAAUUGGAGAAAGAUGAAAGGGAACAACUGAGAAUUCUGGGGGAAACGGAGUUCGAACUGACCCAAAAGAGCCAGGCCCUGCAGGCUCUGGUCUCAGAGCUGGAGCGGAAGAGUAAGGGCUCCCCGCUGGAGCUGCUUCAGGAUGUAACAGUUGUCCUGGAAAGGAGUGAGUCCUGGAACCUGACAGAGCUGGACAUUGCCUCCCCAUCCCUGAAGAGUGAGUUCUGCGUGCCGGGUCUAAAGGCAAUGCUGAGGACGUGUGGAGUAUACGUCACUCUGGACAGAGACACAGCCAAUCAGUGGCUCCUCCUUUCAGACGACCGGAGACAAGUGCGGUUUGGAAAUGCCCGACAGAAUGUGCCUGAAAAUCCAGAGAGAUUCAAUAAUUAUCCCGUAGUUCUGGGUUCCCAAAGUUUCAAUUCCGGAAAAUUUUACUGGGAAGUAGAUGUAACUGGAAAGGAGGCCUGGGACCUAGGAGUGUGUAGAGACUCUGUGCAGAGAAAGGGGAUUUUUUUGUUCAGCCCUGACAAUGGCUUCUGGACAAUCUGGUUGUGGAAUAAAGAAGAAUAUCACACUGGCGCCUACCCCAACACACCCCUCCAGCUUCAGGUGCCUCCACGGCAAGUUGGGAUUUUCCUGGACUACGAGGCUGGGACUGUGUCCUUCUACAACAUCUCUGACCAUGGGUCCCUCAUCUACACUUUCUCUGAAUGUGCUUUUGCUGGACCUGUGCGGCCCUUCUUCAAUCCUGGCUUCAAUGACAGUGGAAACAAUGCGGCUCCUCUGACUCUCUGUCCACUGAAAAUGUGAUGAUCAGGAUCCACUGUGGAGGGCUUUCUCAGCACGUGGCUUCCCUCCCAUU